This is a messenger RNA of Geodia barretti, 2403 nucleotides long. Lineage: Eukaryota; Metazoa; Porifera; Demospongiae; Tetractinellida; Geodiidae. The record is from the annotation of a GenBank genome assembly.
UCAGAAUCAACACUGACUCGGCAGUUUCUUUUAUUUGCUGCUCCUCUGCACAGCAAGAGGAAGAGAGCGUCGCGUGAGCUCUGAGGAGGCGAGAACCAAUCAUGCAGGUCAUGUCAGCCACCGCCAUCACAAACCCCAACGCCUCGUGGCUAAACACUCGAGGGAUGUGGCUCGGGUACCUUACUUCUGUCGCCAUUCUACAUUUCAUACUCCUCAGCGUCCCUCUCUUCUCCACCGCCAUGGCCUGGACCCUCACGCACGUCGUCCAUAACGUUGGAAUGUAUAUCAUGUUUCACCACAUGAAGGGGACGCCGUACCCAACGGGCGACCAGGGAGACGUCAGAAGGCUCACCAACUGGGAGCAGAUUGACAAUGGCCACCAGUACACACCCACUAGAAUAUUCCUCACAUCUGUUCCUAUCUUCUUGUUUUUCUUGGCCAGCUUCUAUACCUUUCAUGACAGAGCACAUGUGACUGUGAACUUGAUUGCCUUAGCGGUAGGGGUCAUACCAAAAUUCCCUGCUCUCCACAAGUUUCGGCUCUAUGGUAUAAAUAGGUAUUGACAUCUCUCAUCCAUUGCACAAUUGUUUACUGUUCACUACAUGAAAUUAUAUACAAUUUGUGUGUAUAUAAUAUAAUACUGAUAAAAAUAUAUAUAUAUAAUGCUAUAAAAAAUAUCUAAGCUGGGAGUCAAUUUACAUACGUGUAUUGUAAUUCGGUUCUUUGUUGUGAACGGUGGAAAAUCAAUUAUCGUCUUCGUCGAAAUAAACAGUUGGUGCCAUUCGGAUGUAGGCACUCUUUUUCUUCUUAUUCUGGCAGAAAAAGCAGAGUGGUAUCAUGGCUAGUGUGGUGAUGAGGAUUGAAGCCGGGAUUGAGGUCCCGAGAGCAAUAGCCAGUUUUCUGCCACAGCUGUCACAAGUAGGGCACUCUUGUUGUCCUUCCGGGCUUUCUGACGGGCACACAGGAGAAGAGGAGGGGGGGAGGGAGAGUAGCUAGUAGGGGUAGGGUUAGUGGGACUGGCAGUAGAGGUUGAAGAGGUGGUGGUGGAAGAAGGAGGGGCGGAGGAAGGAGAGGUGGAGGAAGAAGGAGAGGUGGAGGAAGAAGGAGGGGUGGAGGAAGAAGGAGGGAUGGAGGAAGAAUGAGAGGUGGAGGAAGAAGGAGGGGUGGAGGAAGAAGGAGGGGUUGAGGAAGAAGGAGGGGUGGAGGAAGAAGGAGAGGUGGAGGAAGUUUCCGCGGUCACUGAUGACUUCACGCUACCGGUUAUUACGGUGGGCACAGUUGGAGAAGGCAGAGGACUGAUACCGCUUCCAGAACCUAGCAGAAACUCGCACCAGACGCAGAGGACUUGUUCGGCGGCAGCUGUCAUCACCAACAGCCCCAGCAGAGCCACCGCUAUCCGAGCAACUCCCAACAUCUUGCGUUGUUUUUGCGAAGUCGAAGAUCGCUCCGCCUUCCGGAGAAUUUUUAAUAAGGGGAUUUCCCCUAAACACGUGACUCUGUAUUACGCGCAUGCGCUACUUUUUCCUUUGCACGAUACGGAACAGGCGGCCAAGCAAAUCGAGGUCUCUCACGUUGCUCCCCGCACGAGAUACACUAGCAGAUCCGUGGCUAGCUAGAUCUGUGGAGAUCCACCACUAAAAGGUCUUGAGUGUCUGGAAAUCGUAGCCUCGUCUCGAGUACCGUUUGAACACCAGCGGCCCUUACUCUGCAGGAUACGAAAUGGCUCCCUGGAUCAGCCUUUCUCUGGCCCUGCUGCUUGCCGUCUCCCUAGCGGCGGCGGCCCAAGGCAGCGGAAGCGGUAGUGGUAGCGGGAGCGGGGAGCGGCGGGAGCGGGAGCGGCGGGAGUGGUGGCGGGAGCUCGGUCAUUCCAAACCCCUCCCCCACCGUUACCACCAGUCCUGCUACGGUGGACUCGUCCGCCACGUCGAUUUCUCCGUCUUUCUCCUCCACAACCACCUCCUCUUCCUCCUCUUCUACUGGCACACCGACACCAACCAACUCCAAGAAGAAGGGUCCGAACAAAGUGGCGCUGGGCGUGGGACUCACGUUCAUGUUCCUAGUCCUCAUUGCAGUCACCGUGGCAGCUGUUGCCGGGGGCUACUGGUACUGGAAGAGACGAACGCUCACCUACAAGCCACUGUCUGGGAUCUCCACGUGAGGAGAGUACGGUGAUCCUCUCCCCUAUAUCACACGCCGUGAAACUGGAAAUAACCAUACUCAUUUGUAUUUAGUUUAGACACAUUGUCCCGUCAGUAGGUGUUAUCGUAUUAUACACUUUUUGAUGCAGCUUACUGGUUGUGUAUAAUUAUUGUGUAAAUUUGAAUGCAUUAUACGUAUGAGUGCAUUGUACGUAUGAGUGCUGUUCUUACAUACACAGAAGUAAUGUAAUUUUCAACACCUGAA